Clonostachys byssicola is the source of this 558-nucleotide messenger RNA. The record is from the annotation of a GenBank genome assembly. NCBI's taxonomy places the organism in Eukaryota, Fungi, Ascomycota, Sordariomycetes, Hypocreales, Bionectriaceae.
AUGUCGUCGACAAAGACAGCGCCGCAAACAAUCCAGGGCGGCUGCCUGUGCGAGGGCAUCCGGUACCAAGUCAACUUCGCACCCGAUUUUGACUUCUCCAAGGGCGUAUGGUUCCCCAGUCAAUCAUUCACAAUGGGUCUGGAGCAAAGUGCUAACGAGGGAACCCAAUUUUCAAACACACAACAGUGCUCUACAUGCCAAUGUAUGCAGUGCCGCAAGAACGCCGGGGCCGUCAUCGCCCACCUCCGCAUGAUAGAGCCGGAGAACAUCACCUUCACGGCCCAAAAGACGCUGAAGAAGUACUACGCCACGCCCGGGAUCGCCCGGGCUUUCUGCAGCGAGUGCGGCAGCUGGGUGUACUGGCACCCCGAGAGGGACAACUACCUGGCUCUCGCCAUCGGCACAGUCGACAAGGAGGACCUGCUCAAGUACGGGCCGUUGCUGGCGGAGUCGAAUGUGCACUUUUACUGUGCCGAGGAGAUCCCCGGUAUCACCGACAAGCUACCAGGAGAGAAAUGGAAGUAUGACAAUGAGGGCGAGGGUGCGGAACUGAUGUAA